AUGGUGAAGGUGAGAAAAAACAGCCAGGAGUAUGAGUCUUCUUCUUCAGCGGCGGAAGUCCAAAACCCGGAGGGAAACAAAAAAGAUAAACCUGAAACUCGGGCGGAAGGAAACCCGGCUGAAAUUGAAGACCCAGAAAACGGGAACCUUAACAAUCCGGCGGAAGUAAACCCGACGGAAAUCGAGGAACCCCAAAUCGAGAAACCUGAAACUCCGACGGAAGGAAGGGCAGAGGAAAUCGUAGACCCACAAAUCGAGAACCGUCCUGAAAUUGAGAACGCGGAAGUGAGCACGGCCACACCAACAGCAAACGAUGGUGACUGGCAAUUAGCAGGAGAAGAUGAAGCAGAGGAGAAGGAAAAAAAAAAGGAAAAUGAAGAGGAAGUGGAAGAGAACCAAGAGGAAAAGGAAGAGAACCAAGAGGAAGAGGAAGAGAACCAAGAGGAAGCAACCCAAGAGGAAGAGGCGCUAGGAGUUGAAGAGGAAGAUGAUAGUACUGCGCCUGCGCAAGAGGAAGAGGAAGCGCAAGAGAACCAAGAGCAAGAGGCGCUAGGAGUUGAAGAGGAAGAUGGUACUGAGCCUGAGGAAGAUGGUACUCCGCCUGUGCAAGAGGAAGAGGAAGCGCAAGAGAACCAAGAGGAAGAGGAGAAGGAUGAAGCGCCAGCCAAUGUAAACGAAGAGGAAGGAGAAAUGCUAGAGGAGGAAGUAGGAAUGCAAGAGACAACUAGGACAACUAUGUAG
Molecule: messenger RNA, 741 nt
Organism: Eutrema salsugineum
Lineage: Eukaryota; Viridiplantae; Streptophyta; Magnoliopsida; Brassicales; Brassicaceae
Product: glutamic acid-rich protein-like
Exons: 3
Coding region: 1-741 (246 amino acids)
Source: RefSeq, a predicted model, not a curated record